UCGAGUGCCUCAUUCCCCACAAGCCAGCCCACUGAUGGAGAAUUAUGAAACAUGAUGGAAAUACACAAACAAGAAGAUCUGUUUGGUAAGGGCCCACCCCUCUCUGUGCGAUAGGCAGCGGCGCGAUAAUAUUUCAGAGAGGAGAGAAGCCCCACAUACAGAGCGGCGGCGGAUUUCACACACGCACUGACUUCCACACAGAGACUCCCUGUCCCGGAUCUCCCGCCGGACCGCACCUGCUCUGCAAUCUCAUGAGGGCUCCACUGUAACUAACUAGAAAUGAACAAAACAGUGACAGAAGUAAAAAAAAGGUGACAAUGACUUUCAAUGCAAUUGAAAGUUACACUAAGGCGUAUGCAAGUUUCAAUACCUCUUCAUUUCCACUUGAGAAUGCUUUGAUACAGUCCAAUAGAACAUGCACUUUGUCAGAAAGCUGGGAAUGGAUAUUCUCUUUCCAACCAAUUUAUAUGUGGAUAGUAUUUGUGCUUGGUUUUAUAGAGAACAUGUUUGUCCUUAUAGUCUUCCUGCUACAUAAAAAGCGCUGUACCGUGGCUGAAAUUUACCUUGGAAACCUGGCAGCUGCAGACUUUCUCCUUGUAUGUGGCUUACCGUUCUGGGCCAUUUAUAUUUCCAACAAAUUUCACUGGCCCUUUGGAAGCUUUCUCUGUGUUUUCAUCAAUGGCCUGAUUCAGUUGAACCUAUAUGGCAGCAUUUAUUUCCUUAUGAUGGUGAGCAUUGACCGAUAUUUGGCACUUGUCAAAACAAUGUCAUUUGGAAGAAUGAGAACAGGGAGAUGUGCAAAGCUAAACUGCCUGCUCAUUUGGAUAUUUGCAGUGGUAUCAAGCAUGCCUAAAACAAUUUUCAGAAGAAUCCGAUAUUUCCCUGAGUUCAAUGUCACGGCCUGUGUAAUUGAUCCUCCAUCUCCGAGCUGGAAUGUGGCCUCGGGAUUACUGCUAACUCUUGUUGGCUUCCUCAUACCUGUAACUGUUAUUUCUUAUUGCAGUUUCCAUAUAAUAAAUGUUUUAAGGAACAAUUCAAUGCAAGAAUUUAAGGAAAUCAAUAAAGAAAAGAAGGCCUCGGUCUUGGUCUUGGUCGUCCUUUUAGUGUUCAUUAUCUGCUGGCUUCCAUUCCAUAUUACUACGUUUAUUGAUACAUUGCAUAUGAUGAAUCUGUUCUCCAGCUGUGCUAUGAAUAAUUUUAUUGAAAUUGCCAGCCAGAUCUCAUCAUACCUAGGCUAUAGCAACAGUUUCAUCAAUCCACUGCUCUACGUUAUGGUUGGAAAUCAUUUCCGGAAGAAGGUCAAGGAGGUUUAUAAUCAAUUCCAAAUACGGAAACAAAGAGGGAGAAAUGCCUCCAUUCCCACAGAUUUUACAGCUGAUACUGUACGUACUUCCAUCUCUAUGGAGCCACAGAAGAACAGGAUAUUGUUAUGAAGUUCUUUAAUGAAUAAGAGACGUAUUGUGAAUGAAUGUUGGAUAAAACAAGUACUGUUAAUAAGCUAAUAUUUAUUAUUUGCCAUUUUAAAUGUUGCAUUUUAGCUAAAAUUCAUUCUUAAUAUAGGAUCUAGUAUUAUUUCUAGUCAUUUUAAACCUCACUGAUACAGUGGAAUGGUGCCCCUUUGCUUGCUUUAAGGCCAUAAUUUCACCUUUUCAGCAUUCUAUGAUCCAAAUGCUAGAAACAGAAAGCUAUUUCCUUUGACUGUUGGUGGAUACUGCAGGGUCACAGCUAGGAAGUCUCACUGCUUUUUGAGAUAAAAUUGAGUUUAGCUUUGCUGUCCACAAAAAAGCUUUACUACCACUAUUUCUACUUGAUAUUUUUUAUAUACGGCAAAAUCAGCUUAUUUGUUAAAAUAAAUUAUCUCUUCUUAGAAAGCCAAGGGCAUUCAUCCUAUUUCUAUCCUAUUUAAAAUUCCUUGUUUCUUUACUGUUGAAAUAUCUUUAGGAACUGGAAGUGAGCAAUGCAUCACAAUGCUCCUUCUCCAACCUGCUGAAUAUAGGUACUUGUUGCUGAGGUACAUGAGUUCUCACAAAUAUAUAUAUAUAUAAAUAAAUUUAUAAGUAAAAUGUUAUGGCAAAGGCAUUGUGUUUCAGUAUGUCAUUUCAAAAAUUGUUUGCUUUUUAAACUUUGUGGUUGAUAUUUUUCAUGAGUCUGUAUUGCUGUUUUUGUAUUUGGAGCACAGCUUUCUCCAGCCCUCCAGUUCAUUUUGAACUUCAGCUGCCAACACCCACAGACAGGAAUUGUGAUGGGAGACAUGAUUUAAUACCAGCUAGAAGGCUACAGGCUUGAACUCCUAGCAAGGAUCAAAAAAUCAGUUAUUCGCUUUUCUUGUUAAAAAUGUAUUCCUAUAACAGUGUUUGUAAUAUGUACCUAACCAACUACUUAAUGAAAAUGUAUUUAACAUUUUUUAGCAUUUGUACAGCAGUGAUGAAGGACUAGAUACGGAAGUGUCAGCUAAAAUAUAGCAGGCAGAUUAUCCAGGCAAUAUUCAUUUGUUGCUUGGGUAUCACAAAGUGCAGAUGUCCAUCACUGACCCCUGACUGACCAUGAAAUACAUUAACUUAAUUGCAAUAUGUGUACACGACUACUUAAGUGUACCUGGAGGCGCAACCAAUUAUUGCAAUUAUAUCGGUUCUAGUCUCACCGUCAAAAGACUUUUAUAGUCUGUUAUACAAGCUAAAGGAAAUGCAAUUUUCAUAAUUAUUUCUGGAUUUUACAUUAAUCAUGUAACUGAUGCUAGGGGGAACAGUGUGAUAUUUAAGCUUCAUCUGUUUUCAAGGGUAACUAUCAACACAAAAGGAGCCAUCCAAAAAUCUCUCCCCUAAGGAAAUGUGGAUGAACAAUACAGAUCCUGUUUUUCCCUUCAGCAUAAGAAAGGAAGUGUGAAACUAAUGCCUUCCCAAAAGAGAAAUGACAAACAUUGUUUUAAAACAAGUUAACUUUUAAAGCUCUGGAUAUUUGCUUAGAAUUGUAGGGUUCUGACCACUGUCAUUUCUACACUGUCCAUUAUCUAUUAUUAGAUUCCCCACAUAGCUUAAAGGAACAGUAACACUAAAAAAUUAAAGAGCUUUAAAGUAAUAAAAAUAUAAUGCACUGUUGCACUGC
Molecule: messenger RNA, 3102 nt
Organism: Xenopus tropicalis (tropical clawed frog)
Lineage: Eukaryota; Metazoa; Chordata; Amphibia; Anura; Pipidae
Gene: bdkrb2
Product: bradykinin receptor B2
Exons: 3
Coding region: 318-1433 (371 amino acids)
Biological process (GO): vasoconstriction; chemokine-mediated signaling pathway; signal transduction
Cellular component (GO): plasma membrane; membrane
Molecular function (GO): G protein-coupled receptor activity; bradykinin receptor activity
Source: RefSeq, a predicted model, not a curated record